Molecule: messenger RNA, 1291 nt
Organism: Sceloporus undulatus (fence lizard)
Lineage: Eukaryota; Metazoa; Chordata; Lepidosauria; Squamata; Phrynosomatidae
Product: protein AMBP-like
Exons: 10
Coding region: 16-1191 (391 amino acids)
Cellular component (GO): cell surface; plasma membrane
Molecular function (GO): serine-type endopeptidase inhibitor activity
Source: RefSeq, a predicted model, not a curated record
AGUCUGCGUUGCUUCAUGCUCCAAAGCAAACUCAGGAUUGUCCCAAGCGGAGGAGCCCAGCAGAGCAGAGCCAGACCCAGCCUUCAGAUGGAGGCCCAGGGUGUCCUCCUUGUCCUUCUGGGCACCUUCCUCGCCUCGGCCGAAGGGAACCCGGUGGCAGCCGCCAGCGACAGCAAUAAUAUCCCCAUCCAGGAGAACUUCCAAGAGGCCAGGUUCUAUGGGAAAUGGUUUGGGGUUGCAAUCGGCACCAGCUGCCCCUGGAUGAAGCAGCACAAGGACCGCUUCAACAUGGGGACCAUGAUGGUGGCUCCAGGGAAGACCAACCAGGAGAUGAGCUUCACCUCCACAAGGCUCAGGCAAGGGCUAUGCAGCCAGGUGACUGGAAACUACCAGAAGACAGGCAUCCCAGGGAAACUCAGCUACUACAACCCCAAGUGGAAGGCGCACAUUGAGAGCUACGUCUCCCGCACCAACUACGAUGAAUUCGCCUUCAUCGCCAUGAAGAAGAACAGCACCCAUGGACUGACCACUACGGCCAAACUCUAUGGGAGGAACCCAGAGGUCCGGGAGGGUCUUCUGGCCGAAUUCAGGCAGUUUGCACUGGACCUUGGGAUCCCAGAGGACGCCAUCUUCACCCUGAAAAAUGCAGGGGAGUGUGUGCCGCCCGAGGCCAGCAACGGACCUCAGAGGGUCCGGAGGUCCGCUUUGUUUGAGGAAGAAGGGUCGGCCGACGGAUCCUUGCAAGGUUUUCCUGGAAACAAAGAAGUGCUUGAAAGAGAUGGCACUCCUCCAUCUCCUCUUCCUCUUCCUCCUCCAUGGCUCCCAGAUGACUGCCUUCUGCCUGUGGAUGCUGGGCCUUGUCUGGGGAUGAACGUGCGCCACUUCUACAACUCCAGCUCCCAGACCUGCCAGACCUUCUUCUACGGCGGAUGCCUCGGCAACGACAACAACUUUGCCUCCGAAAGGGCUUGCCUCCAGACCUGCCGGACGGAGGCGGCCUGCCGGCUGCCCAUCAUCCCCGGAGGCGCCUGUGACACCGAAUUUUGGGCCUUCGAUGCCAACCAGGGCAAAUGCGUGACCUUCAGGGGCUGUGGGGGCAAUGCAAAUAAGUUCUACCUGGAGAAGGAGUGCAAGGAAUACUGUGGGGUCCUUCCUGACGACGAUGAAUUCCUCCAAAUGACGUCGCAGUGAUCGGCUCAAGGGAAAGUUUGCUUUGGCCAAAGAGCGUCUCUUUCAAACCGUCCGCUCCGGCGUCCUGUCCAAAGGAAUAAAAGCAAUCUUUUGCCCUGAA